AUGUCACCAAUUGUAUCACCUAAUUUUGAUGUUCAAUUUAUUCAUGAUAACAUGAGAAUAAAUUAUCGUCGACUCGACGCUCUAUAUACUGCUGCUGUUGCCGCUGCUGCUUCAAGAAGAAAACCAAGAAUAUAUCGACACAAUCAUGAAAUCUCAAUUAGUUUGAGAUAUAUACAUACUCACGAUGAUGAUGAGGUGUGUGUAGCAUUUGAAAAUGAUAUAUGA
This is a messenger RNA of Clunio marinus, 225 nucleotides long. Lineage: Eukaryota; Metazoa; Arthropoda; Insecta; Diptera; Chironomidae. The record is from the annotation of a GenBank genome assembly.